Molecule: messenger RNA, 1110 nt
Organism: Recurvomyces mirabilis
Lineage: Eukaryota; Fungi; Ascomycota; Dothideomycetes; Mycosphaerellales; Teratosphaeriaceae
Exons: 2
Coding region: 1-1110 (369 amino acids)
Source: RefSeq, a predicted model, not a curated record
AUGGAAGCUCUACACCUUAUCUUGGGCCUUCUGCUGGUGCUCCGAGUCUCAGCUAUCGUGCCGUAUCCCAACCACGCCAUCGAUCUCGUCGUUAAUGAGCCGCCAUCGUACGUUCGUCCGUAUGUCAUACCUGAUCUCAGCGGCCCAGCAGUCGUCCUCAUUAACGAUGUGAUCCGGGCCCCUAUCAACAACGAGUCCUCUGGUGGGGCCUUCUCUGUGCUUCAGCUCAAUGCUCAGCCUUACGUUCGCUCUGGCUACGGAGACCUGUUCCAGUCGCCACCACAUUAUCACACACGCUUCCACGAAACCUUCUUCUGCUACAAAGGAUCGGUCACGCUCUGGGCAAACGGCGAAGCCCGUAUGCUUACGGCGCAAGACUUUGGCAGCAUGCCCACGUACCAGAACCAUUCUUAUUCCUUCACCGAGCCGGAUAGCACACUUGUCGCCUUCAUCCACCCGGGUGGCUUCGAGAAGUUCUACUUCAACGUCUCCGCCCCUUUCAACGACCCGACCUCUGCACCCUUUCCACCCGACAUUCAUACCCGGUUUCUCGAACAAACCUUCGAAGCUGCCAUCGGGCCGAAGUAUGAUGUCUUUCCCAUCUUCAAUAAUCAAUUCAGUUUCAACUUCACGAACGGGACGACCAAUCCAUCUCUGCCUUGGCACAAUGGAAACAACACAGCACCACAGGACGAUCACGAGCCGUACUAUCUCGCCAACAACUGGUCUCCAAAGUACCUCCACCGCGCCAAAGGUCGAGUCAUCCAGCCUCGCGUUCAAGCAGCACAGUCCGCGGGCAACUUCACCCUCAGCACCAUGGUAAUGCGGCGCAAGCUGGCCAACGAAACAGCUACCGAGUACCAAUUCGAUGCACCGCAAUUCUUCCAGGUGUUGGAAGGGGUGAUGAUGAUCCGCAUGGUGCAUCAGACUGUUGCAAUGAGUACAGGGGACGUGGCCUUCAUUCCAGGCGGGACCUGCUUCCAGUACUGGAGCGAAGUUGCUUUCACGAAAGUCUACUUCGGUGGCAGUGGAUCAAGCGGUCUUAGCGAUACCUUGAUCAAGCAGGCAGAGCUCUGGCCAUAUGCCGUGUUCCCAUCCUACAUUGGCUGA